Molecule: messenger RNA, 2004 nt
Organism: Nothobranchius furzeri (turquoise killifish)
Lineage: Eukaryota; Metazoa; Chordata; Actinopteri; Cyprinodontiformes; Nothobranchiidae
Gene: ppa2
Product: inorganic pyrophosphatase 2
Biological process (GO): phosphate-containing compound metabolic process
Cellular component (GO): cytoplasm
Molecular function (GO): magnesium ion binding; inorganic diphosphate phosphatase activity
Source: RefSeq, a predicted model, not a curated record
GGGAAGCGUGGACCGGAAACAGGAACCAGUGGAUUCAGAGCGUGCAUAAUGAAAACGCUGCUGCUAGGCUCCUCGUUUAGACGCUUGGCGACGUUUUUGGACUCAUCUUCUCCCUUCUGUAAUAAAGUCUUCACACAAGCAGCAGCGGGACGACGUUUGUAUUGUUUUAGAAAAACGAUGCACUAUGAAACGGAGCAGAGAGGACACCCGAAUUCUCCAGACUACCGCCUUUAUUUUAAAACUGCAGAUGGGAAGUACAUUUCACCGUUCCAUGACAUCCCGCUUAUAGCAGAGUCAGAACAGGAUUAUGACGUGCCAGCUAAAAAACCCAAGAGUGAGAGUGAGGUACUUUAUAACAUGGUGGUUGAGGUACCUAGGUGGUCAAACGCUAAAAUGGAGAUUGCAACAAAAGAGCCUCUGAAUCCAAUCAAACAAGAUGUUAAGAAAGGAAAGCUCAGAUAUGUUGCCAACAUUUUUCCUCACAAAGGUUACAUUUGGAACUAUGGAGCACUGCCACAGACAUGGGAAGAUCCAAACCAUCAAGACAAAGAAACAAUAUGCUGUGGUGACAACGACCCUAUUGAUGUUUGUGACAUCGGGACCCAGGUGUGCUCUCCAGGUCAGGUGAUCCAAGUAAAGGUUCUCGGCAUUUUGGCGAUGAUUGAUGAGGGAGAAAUGGACUGGAAGGUCAUUGCCAUCAACGCCCAAGACCCAGAUGCUAAAAAGCUCAGCUGUAUAGAAGACGUCCGCAAGAGCCGACCAGGUCAUUUAGAGGCCACCGUUGACUGGUUUAGGAAAUAUAAAGUGCCUGAUGGAAAGCCUGAGAACCAGUUUGGGUUUGAUGGACAGUUCAAAGACAAGGACUUUGCAGUUGAGAUCAUUAAAUCCACCCAUGAGCACUGGAAGGCGCUUAUACAGAAGCAAACGAAUGGUGGAGAAAUUGAAUGUAAAAACGUGUCUUGCUGUGACAGCCCUUUCAAAUGCAGCCAUGCUGAUGCCACAGCGGUCGUCCAGAAGGCUCCUGCUCCUGGUAGUGCACGUCCUGUAUCUUCAGAAGUGGACAAGUGGCACUUUGUGUGAAGAUCCUGGAGCCAAGACUGAAUGUGGAGUGAAGAAUCACGAAUCAUCAAUGCAGCUGGAUUUAUUUUUUAUAAACACUCCUUUCUGUCAUAAAGUUUCAACUGGAACUAUGUGAUGGGGACAGAGCUAAUACCCCCCCAUGUGGACAAAAUGAGCUAGUGCAGACGUGUGCUGCAGUAAUGGUGUGUGCUGGAGUUCAGCUUGGUGGGAUUCUUUGGUGUUAGUUGUACAAAAAAGAAAACUCCCAAAGUGAAUCUGCCAAUGUUUUUGAAAUUAUACAUUUAUGGGCUCAUUUGGCCACUUUGGAGUGUGCUUCUGUGUAAAGAGUUAUAGUGUCUACCAUCUACCAGUUUCUGGAGAAAUGAUUUUUUUUUGGUCCGGCAGGAUAGGUGAGCCAACUGCUAGUCUGAGCGACGUCAAGAUCAAAGUGUGUUGAUGCGAGCUGAAAGCAGCCCCAGUCUCCAAAACAUCUGUGCUUUAAGAAGAUGUUUACAUAAAUCCUUGCUCUGCUGUCAUAAUCUGACAUUUUGCAGCUGCUGCUGAUCAAUAUUCCUGUAAACGCCCACAGAAUUACAUGUAAAUUAUCAUGUAAUGCUAAACCGAUGGCUGUGUAAAAGUUUUUAGGAGAACAUGGCAAUUUCAGCCGUUACACUAACGUUUUAGAAUAGCUCAUCAGUCCUGUGUGACUGAACCCAGUUUGGGAAGCCGUCUAUAACAGGUAGGAUCACAAUUAGACCCAACUUUUACACAAACACAUUUCAAAGUGGUUAAAAUGUUUCUAAACUUUGCUUUUAGAAUCCUAUAACAAGGCAGCAAAAGGCUGUAAUCUGAUUACACAUGAAAUCAGUUUGUCCACCAACAGAUUUUCUAUUUGUGUUUCUAAUGUUUGGUUAAAUAAGCAUAAAAAUAAGUUGUGAACUUGCA